AUGAUAAAAGUAUGGAGGUUAGGUCUCAUGUCUUACGAUACAGCUUUAAAAAUUCAAAUGGCCAUCGCGAGGAAACAUUUAGAUUCUAUGACAAAAGGAACUGAUGUUGACUAUGAUACAUUGCUCCUCGUAGAACACAAACCGGUUUAUACAGUUGGUAUCAGAGAUGAUACUCCAAACGAUGAAAUAAAUAGACUAAGAGAAUUAGGCGCUGAGUUUCGAAAAACAAACCGUGGAGGUCUAAUCACAUUUCAUGGUCCAGGUCAAUUAGUUGCAUAUCCUGUAAUUAACUUGAAACAUUAUAAAACUAGUGUCAAAUGGUAUGUGAAUAGCUUGGAGCAAACUAUUAUCAAUUUAUGUGAAGAAUUGGGUAUAAAAGCUAAUCGUUCACCCCACACCGGGGUAUGGAUAGAAGACAACAAAAUUGCAGCUAUUGGAAUCCAUGCAUCAAGAUAUGUGACAAGUCACGGAAUCUCAUUAAACUGUGAUAAUGAUCUGUCCUGGUUUGAUCACAUUGUACCAUGUGGAAUCGAAGAUAAAGGAGUCACCUCACUCACCAAUGAAACUGGUGUCAAAUGUACCACAGACAUCAUAACUCCGAUGUUUUUGAAAAAUUUUGAAAAAGUUUUCGGUUGUAAAUCGGAAGAUAUUGAUACAGAAAUGCAAGAAGACAUAUUAAAUAGUUUAUACUGCAAGCUUAUGGACUCAACAGUUUGA
Molecule: messenger RNA, 717 nt
Organism: Leptosia nina
Lineage: Eukaryota; Metazoa; Arthropoda; Insecta; Lepidoptera; Pieridae
Source: the annotation of a GenBank genome assembly